Gongylonema pulchrum is the source of this 708-nucleotide messenger RNA. The record is from the annotation of a GenBank genome assembly. NCBI's taxonomy places the organism in Eukaryota, Metazoa, Nematoda, Chromadorea, Rhabditida, Gongylonematidae.
AUGCACAGCUAUCCAUACUGUUGGCGAUCGGAUACCCCUCUGUUGUACAUGGCCGUUCCAUCAUGGUUCAUACGCGUCGAACAAAUUGUCCCCAAACUAUUAGCAAAUAACGAUAAAACUUAUUGGGUUCCAACGUUUGUGAAGGAGAAGCGAUUUGCUAAUUGGUUAAAGGAUGCCCGUGAUUGGGCAGUGUCGAGAAAUCGAUUCUGGGGAACGCCAAUCAAUCUUUGGGUUAGCGAUGAUUUAGAAGAGAUUGUUGCACCCGCUUCAAUUGCUGAACUGGAAAAGCUAUCCGGACAAAAAAUCACGGAUUUGCACCGAGAAAAUGUUGACCAUAUAACGAUCCCAUCAGUAACCGGUCGAGGCGAGUUACAUCGUGUAAGCGAAGUGUUCGAUUGUUGGUUCGAAUCGGGUUCAAUGCCGUACGCACAAAAUCAUUAUCCGUUUGAAAAUCAAAAAAUUUUCGAGGAAAAUUUCCCAGCCGAUUUCAUUGCUGAAGGAAUCGAUCAAACUCGUGGAUGGUUCUACACACUUCUGGUGCUAUCAACGGCACUUUUCGACCGACCACCGUUCAAAAAUCUUGUCUGUAAUGGAUUAGUACUCGCUUCGGAUGGUUCAAAAAUGUCAAAACGAUUGAAAAAUUAUCCGGAUCCAAUGGAGGUAUCCAUAAAAUGCUUCUGUUUAAAUUCCCUAAAAAGCUCUGAUUGA